AUGGCAACGCCGCUCCACCUCCUCCUCGUGCUCUCCGCCAUCGUCACCGCGACGACACCGCCGGGCGUAGCAGCAUCAUCAUCCACUUCCACAGCCGAGCACAUCCUGGGCGUCAACUACGGCACGCUGGGCGACAACCUCCCGCCGCCGCAGCGCGGGCUGGAGCUCGCCCGCUCGGCGGGGGCGUCCGCCAUCCGAUUCUACGACGCCAACGCCACCAUGCUCGCCGCCGCCGCCGCCUCGGGGCUGGAGUUCGUGCCGAGCGUCCCCAACGAGCUCAUCCCGUCGCUCGCGGCCUCCCAGCGCGCCGCCGACGCCUGGGUGUCCGCCACGCUGCUCCCGUUCCGCGGCAACCCGCGCUUGCGGUACCUGUUCGUCGGCAACGAGGUCCUCUCCGACCCCACCGCCAGGUCCCGGUGGGCCUGUCUCGUCCCGGCCAUGGCCAACGUCCACCGCGCGCUCCGCCGCCACGGCAUGGGCCGCGUCAAGGUCAGCACCACGUUCAGCAUGCACGAGCUGGAGGGCCAGAACGUGUUCCCGCCGUCCGCCGGCGCGUUCAGGCCCGACAUCGCGGACUCCGUCGUCCGCCCGCUGCUCGCCUUCCUGGACCGCACCGGCUCGCACCUCUUCGUCGACGCGUACACCUACUUCACCUGGUCGGCGAACCACACCGUGGUGCCGCUGCCGUACGCGCUGCUCGAGCCGGCUGCCGGGUACGUGUACCGCGACCCCGGGACGGGGCUGUCGUACACCAACCUCCUGGACCAGAUGCUCGACGCGGUGGUGGCCGCCAUGUGCCGCGCGGGCCACUGCGGCGUCGGGCUGGCGCUGGCCGAGACCGGGUGGCCGACGGCGGGAGACCUGGACCAGUUCGGCGCCAACGUGCGGAACGCGGCCACGUACAACCGGAACCUGGCGCGGCACCUGGCGUCCGGCGCCGGCACGCCGCGGCGGCCGCGGGCUCGCGUGGCGCCGGCGAUGGUGUUCGCGCUGUUCAACGAGGACCACAAGUGGGGGCCCGGCACGGAGCGGCACUGGGGCCUGUUCUACCCCAACGGCAGCGCGGUGUACGAGGUGGACCUCACGGGGCUCCGGUCGCUGGCGUCGUACCCGCCACUGCCGCCGGCGUCCAACGACCGGCCGUACCCAGGUCCCCUGUGGUGCGUGGUGGCGACGGACAAGGGGCCCGUGAACGAGACCGCGGUGAGGGCGCAGGUGGCGGCGGCGUGCGCCGACUUGCCGGGGCUGUGCGACCCCGUGCGGCCGGGGGGCGCGUGCUUCCUGCCGGACACGGUGAGCGCGCACGCCAGCUACGUGUUCAGCGCGCACUGGAACAGGUUCAGCGAGGACUACGGCGGAUGCUACUUCGCCGGCUUCGCCGUGGAGACCACCGUCGAUCCCAGCCAUGGAUCAUGCAAGUUUCCAAGCAUUCUACUGAAGUGA
This is a messenger RNA of Miscanthus lutarioriparius, 1443 nucleotides long. Lineage: Eukaryota; Viridiplantae; Streptophyta; Magnoliopsida; Poales; Poaceae. The record is from the annotation of a GenBank genome assembly.